GCCUUGCCGACAUAUCCACGUGCAUGUCAUAUUUGAAAACAAAAUAAAGUUAGCAUUUAGUUCGUCACAGGAAAUAUAAGUAAAAUAGUAGAAAGCUCUAUCUUAUUGUAACAAUUAUUAAUUACAAAUAUGGCAAGAAGGCCUGAACAUUUGGCACCGCCUGAGAUUUUCUACAAUGAUGAUGAAGCUAAAAAAUACUCUACCAACACACGGAUAAUAGAAAUUCAAAUUGAGAUGGCAGAGAGGGCCUAUGAAUUACUUACCCUAAAUGAGGAUGAGCAGUGUCUGAUAUUGGAUAUUGGUUGUGGCUCUGGUCUAUCGGGAAGUGUGUUAGAGGACAAUGAGCACAUUUGGGUAGGUGUUGACAUAUCUAAAUCAAUGUUAGAUAUAGCUGUUGAACGUGAUGUAGCUGGAGAUCUUGUGUUGACAGACAUGGGAGACGGUAUGCCAUUUAGGCCUGGUACCUUUGACGGAGCCAUAUCGAUAUCUGCCUUGCAAUGGUUGUGUAAUGCGGAUAAAAGUACACAUAAUCCCCAUAAAAGAUUAUAUAAAUUCUUUUCAACUUUAUUCUCCUGUUUGACUCGUACGGCUCGUGCUGUAUUUCAAUUUUACCCGGAAAAUGCAGACCAAAUUGAAAUGGUCACCUCACAAGCCAUGAAAGCUGGAUUCUAUGGUGGCUUAGUGGUUGAUUAUCCCAAUUCCACCAAAGCGAAGAAGUAUUUUCUAGUAUUGAUGACGGGUGGUACUACACCGAUGCCAAAAGCGUUAGGAUCGGAGGAAGAAGAAAAACGAAUAAAUUAUAUUAAAAAGCGUGAUAUGUGUCGAGAAGCUCGAGGUAAACCGAUGAAAAAAUCAAGAGAGUGGAUAUUAGCUAAAAAAGAACGUAGGCGACGCCAAGGGCGUGACACCCGACCAGAUACAAAAUAUACGGGACGAAAACGUAGCGGAAAAUUUUAGUUCGAAAGCUAUUAUUUACAUUACAAUUAGCAACCCUUUCUUUACAAUUCUUCGUUUAUAAUAAUAACAAAAUCUUUAAAACAUACAGUAAAAAAUUCAA
Messenger RNA from Bactrocera dorsalis (oriental fruit fly), 1057 nucleotides. Its product is annotated as probable 18S rRNA (guanine-N(7))-methyltransferase. Gene Ontology annotation, molecular function: rRNA (guanine) methyltransferase activity. Gene Ontology annotation, biological process: rRNA (guanine-N7)-methylation. The record is from RefSeq and is a predicted model, not a curated record. The transcript is spliced from 4 exons. The coding region runs from base 130 to 957 and encodes 275 amino acids. Gene Ontology annotation, cellular component: nucleolus. Lineage: Eukaryota; Metazoa; Arthropoda; Insecta; Diptera; Tephritidae.